AUGGCUCUUCUCUACGUGGAUGAUAUGAUUAUUGCGGGUAAUGAUGAUACUGAAAUCACUCGUCUUAAAGAGGCUUUGUCUGUUUGUUUUGAUAUGAAAAAUUUGGGAGAAGUAAAUUGUUUUCUUGGCCUAGAAGUGACAAGGUCAGAUGCAUUUUUUGUCUCGCAGCAAGGAUAUGCUUCAAAUUUAUUGGAUCGUUUUCGUAUGCGGGAUUCAAAGCCAAUGACUACUCCUAUGGAGUCAUACUUGAAGUUAGCUAAAGAUGAAGGAAAGUUUCUAGAAGAUGCAACACUUUUUCGUCAACUUGUUGGUAGUUUAUUCUACUUAUCUAUCACAAGGCUUGACAUUUCUUUCUCCGUCGGAGUUAUAUCUCAGUUUAUGGGAGAGCUGCGAGAGCCUCAUCUGAUUGCAGCAAAGCGAAUUCUUCGCGAAAUCAAGAAUACUCUGAAUUUUGGAUUGCAUUAUAAACAAGGAACUACAUUCUUAUUGAGUGGUUUUGUAGAUGCAGAUUGGACUGGUGAUAUAAAUGAUAGUCGCUCAACAACAGGGUAUUGUUUCGCUACGGGAUCAACAACAAUCUCGUGGUGCAGCAAAAAGCAAAACACGGUUGCCCUAUCAAGUUGUGAGGCUGAAUAUGUGGCAGCAUCUAUGGCUGUUCAAGAGUAUGUCUGGCUCAAGAGGCUUGUCCAAGAAAUUUUCUAUGACUUGAAGAAUCCGGUUCUGAUUCGCUGUGAUAACGAAAGUGCUAUUAAGCUUGCUAAAAAUCCAGUGUUCCAUGCUCGAACAAAACACAUUGAAGUACAUCAUCAUUUUGUUCGCGAAAAGGUUUUGAAUCAAGAGAUCGGUUUGCAGAAGAUAAGAAGUGAAGAUCAAGUUGCUGACAUUUUUACGAAGGCACUUGGCCGAGCUAAACUUGAAGAAUUCCGAGCUGCUCUUGACGUUGUUGAUAGUAAGUUUCCACUAAGGGGGAGUAUUGAAAAUAGUGAAACUUACGAGUGA
Messenger RNA from Salvia splendens (bonfire salvia), 999 nucleotides. RefSeq lists its product as uncharacterized. Lineage: Eukaryota; Viridiplantae; Streptophyta; Magnoliopsida; Lamiales; Lamiaceae. The transcript has a single exon. Bases 1 to 999 code for a protein of 332 amino acids. The record is from RefSeq and is a predicted model, not a curated record.